CCAAUACAUUAUUGUCCGGCGCCGGAGGCAAUAUUUUUUUCCGAACUUGUAGGCAGGCCAUGACCCGGUCAUUGUUUACAUCGCCUACUGCUUCAAAUCUUCCCCGUGAUCUUCAUAAAUAUCAGCUCCUCUCGAUCUCUGCUCAGAGAGAGAGAUAGAGAGAUGGCGAAGACGGGGAAGGGGGUAUUAGAAGUGAAGCUCUUCGAUGCCAGGGGACUGAAAGACACCGAUUUCUUUGGGAAAAUUGAUCCUUAUGUGGUGUUGCAGUAUAGGAAUCAGGAACGGAAGAGUAGCGUCGCUCGAGCAGGACAAGGCAGUAACCCUAAAUGGAAUGAGACAUUCACGUUCUCAGUGCAGUAUCCAGGCGCAGCAGGUAUCCCUCACAAGAUCAUCCUCAAAGUAAUGGACAAGGACACCUUCUCUGCUGAUGAUUUCCUCGGUGAAGCAACUAUUCAUGUAGAGGACUUGAUUUUACUUGGCUUUGAGAAGGGAGUUGGAGAGUUGCAUCCUUCUAAAUUCAAUGUUGUUCUUAAUGACCAAAGUUACAGUGGUGAGAUUCGUGUGGGGCUCACUUUUACCCCCAAGGUAGAAGCAGAAGUGGAGGGGGAGGAGCUUGGUGGCUGGAGAGACAGCUUUCAUCAUCACUGAAAACUUACCUUGUAGUUUCAUAUUGUAUGUUGUUCUCUGGUGGCUACUUCAUGCAUCACAUUUGCUAUUCCAGUUUUCUUAGCUUCCAAGCUUGGACAUUUGCAAACUUUUGUAUUACACCCUUAUAGUCAAUUUACUCUUAUUCUUAGUUUCCA
Molecule: messenger RNA, 803 nt
Organism: Phalaenopsis equestris
Lineage: Eukaryota; Viridiplantae; Streptophyta; Magnoliopsida; Asparagales; Orchidaceae
Product: elicitor-responsive protein 1
Exons: 5
Coding region: 163-648 (161 amino acids)
Source: RefSeq, a predicted model, not a curated record